Messenger RNA from Bipolaris zeicola 26-R-13, 1662 nucleotides. RefSeq lists its product as uncharacterized. Gene Ontology annotation, biological process: proton transmembrane transport; proton motive force-driven ATP synthesis. The transcript is spliced from 9 exons. Lineage: Eukaryota; Fungi; Ascomycota; Dothideomycetes; Pleosporales; Pleosporaceae. Gene Ontology annotation, molecular function: ATP binding; ADP binding; proton-transporting ATP synthase activity, rotational mechanism. The coding region runs from base 1 to 1662 and encodes 553 amino acids. The record is from RefSeq and is a predicted model, not a curated record.
AUGUUCUCAAGGGCCAUCCGCCAGUCGAGCCGCCGGGUCGCUGCAAUCUCUGCUACCAGCAGGAUUGCUUCGACUCGCGCUCCCGCAUUCACCAACGCUACGCGCUUCUACGCUUCCGACGCAAAGGCGACCCCAACCGAAGUUUCCUCCAUCCUUGAGCAGAGGAUCCGCGGUGUCCAGGAGGAGACCAGCCUCUCCGAGACUGGUCGUGUUCUCUCCGUCGGUGACGGUAUUGCUCGUGUCCAUGGCAUGAACAAUGUCCAGGCCGAAGAGCUUGUCGAGUUCGCCUCCGGUGUCAAGGGCAUGUGCAUGAACUUGGAAGCCGGCCAGGUCGGUGUUGUGCUUUUCGGUUCCGAUCGUUUGGUCAAGGAGGGCGAGACCGUCAAGCGUACCGGACAGAUUGUCGACGUUCCCGUUGGCGAGGCUCUCCUCGGACGUGUCGUUGACGCUCUCGGUAACCCCAUCGAUGGAAAGGGUCCCCUCAAGACCACUGAGCGCCGUCGUGCUCAGCUCAAGGCCCCCGGUAUCCUGCCCCGCCGUUCCGUCAACCAGCCCGUACAGACUGGUCUCAAGUCCGUCGACGCCAUGGUUCCCAUUGGACGUGGUCAGCGUGAGUUGAUCAUUGGUGACCGUCAGACUGGAAAGACUGCCGUCGCUCUCGAUGCCAUGCUCAACCAGAACAGGUGGAACAAGGGUACCGACGAGACCAAGAAGCUGUACUGCAUCUACGUCGCCGUUGGUCAGAAGCGAUCCACCGUCGCUCAGCUCGUCAAGACCCUUGAGGAGAACGAUGCCAUGAAGUACACCAUCGUUGUCGCUGCUACUGCUUCUGAAGCUGCUCCUCUUCAAUACAUCGCGCCUUUCACCGGUUGCUCAAUGCUAACAUUGUUUUUUAGGUUCCGUGACAACGGCAAGCACGCUCUCAUCAUCUACGAUGAUUUGACCAAGCAGGCCGUCGCUUACCGUCAGAUGUCGCUGCUUCUCCGUCGUCCUCCUGGCCGUGAAGCUUAUCCCGGAGAUGUGUUCUACCUCCACUCCCGUCUCCUCGAGCGUGCUGCCAAGAUGAAUGACAAGCUCGGUGGUGGUUCGCUCACUGCCCUUCCUGUGAUUGAAACUCAAGGUGGUGACGUUUCUGCGUACAUUCCUACCAACGUCAUUUCCAUUACCGACGGUCAGAUCUUCUUGGAGGCUGAGCUCUUCUACAAGGGUAUCCGCCCCGCCAUUAACGUCGGUCUCUCUGUCUCUCGUGUCGGUUCCGCUGCCCAGGUCAAGGCCAUGAAGCAGGUCGCUGGUUCCCUCAAGCUCUUCUUGGCCCAGUACCGUGAAGUCGCUGCCUUUGCCCAGUUCGGUUCCGAUCUCGAUGCCGCUACCAAGCAGACCUUGGCCCGUGGUGAGCGUCUUACCGAGCUCCUCAAGCAGAAGCAGUACUCUCCUAUGGCCGUCAACGAGAUGGUUCCCCUGAUCUACGCUGGUAUCAACGGUCUCCUUGACAACGUACCAACCAACAAGAUUCUCCAGUGGGAGGCUGACUUCCUUGCCCACCUCCGAUCAAACGAGUCCGACAUGCUCGCCCAGAUCGACCGGGAAGGUGCUCUCAGCAAGGAGCUUGAGGCCAAGCUGAAGGAGGUUGCCCAGAGCUUCACCAAGAGCUUCGUUGCAUAG